AUGAGCAUUAUUCGUAUAAGUAAUCGACUUUUGUCGUUAUCGACAAUAGGUCGAGUAACAUCUAUUGCAGUAAAACAACAUCCUCAUUAUUACUAUUAUGGUAAACGUAUACCUUCGAUUGAUGCCAAUCGUUUAGUACUAUUAUCGUCUACACAUAUUCGUUCAUUUCAUUCAUCGUCGAUACUUUUCGCUGAUAGAUCUCAAGUAGAAAAGACAGUAGAUUUAUUAAAAGAUAAAACUAUUGAGGAAACAGCAAAAACAACAUCAACGUCGCCAAUAAAAACUACUGUUUCAACUAGUACUCCGAAUGUAUCAAUUUCUACGACUGGCACCCAACCGAAUGAUCAAGCAUUAGUGAAACAACGUAAAUCACUUUGGCAACGUAUUGUUCAUGAAUUGAAACAUUAUUACAAUGGCUUCAAAUUAUUAUUUAUCGAAACGAAAAUUGCAUUUCGUCUUCUAAGACAAGUUUUGAAUGGACAUACAUUAACGAGACGAGAACGAAAACAAUUUACUCGUACGGCUGCUGAUUUAUUUCGACUGGUACCAUUUUCAGUUUUCAUUAUUGUGCCAUUUAUGGAAUUUACAUUACCAAUUUUUUUGAAACUUUUUCCAAAUAUGUUACCAAGUACAUUUAAAGAAGCAGAUAAAGAGCAAGAAAAAUUGAAAAAACAAUUAAAAGCAAAAUUAGAAGUAGCUAAAUUCUUGCAAGAUACACUGGAAGAUACAGCAUUACAAUCGAAAAAGAAACGUUCCGAUGAUACAUUAACAACCCAAUUUGCUGAAUUUAUGCAAAAGAUUCGUUCAACCGGCGUUCAACCAUCGACUGAAGAAAUAAUGAAAUUUUCCUCAUUAUUUGAAAAUAAAUUAACAUUGGAUAAUCUUGAUCGUCCACAAUUAGCUGGUUUAUGCAAACUUCUCGGCAUAUCAACAAUUGGUCCUGAUUAUUAUCUUCGUUUUACGCUUCAUUUAAAAUUACGAAAUUUAGAAGCUGAUGAUAAAUUAAUUCAAGAUGAAGGUAUAACAAGUCUCGAUGUUGACGAAUUGCAAGCAGCAUGUCGCGAUCGUGGUAUGCGUUCGCUUGGUCUUAGUGCUGAACGUUUACGUUCACAAUUACAACAAUGGCUUGACCUUCAUCUUAACAAAAGUAUACCAUCAACCAUUUUACUUUUAUCACGGGCACUUUAUUUACCGGAAAAUAUUCCACAAGAAGAUAUACUUAAAGCAGCCAUUCAAUCACUACCAAAAGCUAUUGAUAGUGUAACGGCUGUUAAAAUUGCUGAAGUUAGUGGUGAACGUGUUGAUAACACGCAACGUAUUGAAGUUAUUAAACUCGAAGAUGAAGCUAUUAGAAAAGAAAAAGAAGAAAAAGCGAAAGAUAAGAAAAUAUCUGAAGAUGAAAUGAAGCAGAAACAACUAGUCGAACAAGUUGUGGCACCAACAAUACCAUCAGAUAUUCCUAAAGCAGAAAUUCUUGUCGAUAAAGCACCUAUAAUGGGCGAUGUUAAAAAAGAAGACAAGAAAGAUGAUCAACAUAUUGAUGUUGGACAAGUCGAAACAGCACUUGAACAACUUGUUCAUCAAAAAUCGCAAGAAGUUGAAGCAACUGUUGAAGAAAUUAAAGAACUUAAAGAUGAUGUUAAAGAAUACAAGGAAGAUGUUAAAGCGUUUGAAACAUUGGCUGCAACGAAACAACUUAAACAUUUAAGUGAAACACGUUCUGCUAAGGCUCUUUCAAAACGUAUUGACAAACUUGUUGGUGAUCUGGAUCAAAUUGUUACAACAUUAGAUAAAAAAAAGGAUUCACUUCAAAAAGAUAUUAAGAGUGAAGAAGAUUUAUUAAAAGAUGCUCAAUUAAAAACAGACCAAAUUCAACAGCACACAAAUUUCAUUACGGAGAAAAAAGAAAUACUUAUUUCAACUCAAGAAUUAGUUAAUACAAUUCGAGAACUUCAAAAAGUGUCCAAUAAAUCAACAGAUAUUCAAGUUUGGGAUUUAAUCAAUCAAUUCGAUCAUAACAAAGAUGGUUUCAUUGAAGUUGAUGAAAUAUUGAAAGCACUUGAAAUAAUUGGCAAUGAAAAAGUUAAAAUAUCGAAAAAGCAUUUAAAAGAAAUCAUUGAUGUGAUGAGUUUUAAUGAAAUAAUUCAAGAAUUUAGUAAAAAUAUUCAAUUAAACGUUUUCUAUGAACAUUUUACAAAAGACGAAGAUCAAAUUGAUUCUUAUUUAAUAAAUUAUCUAGAGGCGGCAAGAAAUUUCUUAAUUAACGAUAAACAAUUUGAAAGAACUAGACCUUAUUUAAAAAUUCUUCUCGAAUAUUCAUGGGAAAAAUUAAAUACCGGAAUAUGGCAAAAUGUUAAAGAUGCUUAUAGAUAUUUAUAUGCUUAUGCAUGCUAUAUUGAUGUACUUGUGGAUUGUAGGACAUUAAUAAGCAAUGGUGACAAUAGCAAUUAUCAAGAUAUUAUAAAAAAAUGUGAUUUGGGCAUUUUACUCGGUGGACCAAUCCUUGAAAAACAGUUCAAUGAGCUUAUUUCAAUAAUUAAUCAAAAUUUCAAGAAUACACAAGAUGAAGAGCCUAAUGAUGAUUUUCAUUCACCAAAACGCAUUCGUCUUGAUGAUAAUAGCCAGGAAGAGGAUUUUAACUGGAUGCCAAGACCAAUUAUUGAUUCAACAAAAUCAAUCGUACGUAUUCAGUGUCCAUCUAUGGAACAAUUUCUUACAUGUUAUAUGCAAACAAAAAAACCUGUUAUUCUCACUGGAUGUAUUGAUCAUUGGCCAGCAUUGUCAAAAUGGAGUUUUGAUUAUUUGAUUAAAUUGGCCGGUGAUCGAACAGUACCCGUUGAAUUAGGUAGUCGUUAUUCAGAUGAUGAUUGGACACAAAAGUUAAUGACAAUAGCGGAUUUUAUCAAAAAAUACUGUAAACAACGAUCUCCAAAAUGUGGUUAUUUAGCGCAACAUCCCUUACUAGAUCAGAUUCCAGAUUUAAAAAAAGAUAUUUGUAUACCCGAUUAUUGUUAUAUUAGCUCUGAUGAAAACGAAGAUGAAGAAGUUGAUCUUAAUGCCUGGAUUGGUCCAAAACAAACCAUAUCGCCUUUACAUAAUGAUCCAAAACAAAAUCUUCUUGCGCAAGUAGUCGGAGAAAAAUAUAUUCGUUUAUAUGAUCCUAUUUAUUCGCCAAGAUUAUAUACAUUGGGUUCAACUAUGUUAAACAAUACUAGCUCAGUUGAUGUUGAAAAUCCUGAUUAUGAUCGAUUUCCUCUUUUCAAAGAUGUUCCUUAUCUUGAAACUAUUCUUCAACCUGGUGAUAUGCUCUAUAUGCCUUCUCGUCAUUGGCAUUAUGUUCGUUCACUUUCACCUAGUUUUUCUGUUAAUUUUUGGUGGACAUAA
Rotaria socialis is the source of this 3384-nucleotide messenger RNA. NCBI's taxonomy places the organism in Eukaryota, Metazoa, Rotifera, Eurotatoria, Philodinida, Philodinidae. The record is from the annotation of a GenBank genome assembly.